GCUCAAACUACCAAGCUCUGGCUUCACUGCACCUCAGUCGACGCGCUCGACCUGUUGGACUUGAGGGGACCCCAGCCUGCAACGGCUCGGAAUGGCGGCCGAGUCCCAGCCGAACGCUCGCAUGUACGUGGCCAUCAGCACCGCGAUGAUCGGUGCCAUCAUGUUCGGGAUCGACUGCGGUAACUUCGGAUCCGUGCAGGGGUUUGGCAGCUUCCGCGACACCUGGUGCCUCCGGAGCUAUGGCGACGCCACGUCGUGCGGGGACGACGCCACCCAUGGGGCGGCGAGUAACGCCAGGUGGCUGAAGGACUUCGUCACGCCGGCCUCGUCGCUGCUCUUCGCGGGCGCGGCGGCGGGGAGCCUGCUGCUGGGGCCGCCCCUCGCCCACCGCUUCGGCCGCCGCCCGUGCAUCUCCGCGGGGGCGGCCGUCUGCCUGCUCGGCUGCCUGCUGACCUCCUACAUGCGGGGGCACGACGUCGUCUUCUUCGCCGGGCGGUUCGUGACCGGGUUCGGCAUCGGCGUGUGCACCUUCGCCCUCCCGCUGUACAACUCGGAGGUCAGCGCCCCCGCGGUCCGCGGGGCCACGGGCUCGAUGUUCCAGGUCAACGUUGUGCUGGGGCAGCUGGUGGCGUCCGUCGUGACCUACUUCAACAACGACUGGCGCGUGGGCAUGCUGCUGCCUGGCAUCGCCGGCGUCGCGGUGGCCCUCGGGGUCUGGCUCGCGCCCGAGUCCCCGCGCUACGUCAUGGCGAAGCGCGGCCUCGAGGAGGGCACCCUCGUGCUGGCGAGGGUGCGCGCCGGCAGCGUCGGCGCCGAGGCUGCGGAGGUGAUGGAGCAGUUGGAGUCCGAGGGCAGCGCCGGCCAGGUCCGGUGGCUGGACCUGGUGGUGGGCUCCGAGGGCCAUCCCAGCCUCCGCAGGCGCGUGCUGAUCGCCUGCUGGCUCCAGUUCGCACAGCAGUUCACCGGGAUGAACAUGGUGAUCAUGUUCUCGGCGGACGUCUUCAAGCUGAUGGGCUUCGAGAACCCCUUCGGCGCGAACAUCGCCUUCACCGCGCUGCAGGUCGUGGGGAUCGUGGUCGGCCUGGCCCUGCUGGACUCCCAGUGGGGCGGCAGGCGCAUCCAGCUCGCCCUGGUCACGGCGACGAUCUGCCCCUUGCUCGUCCUCGUGGGCCUCUCCUCCCAGCUGGGCUGGUCCACACGCCUGGAGCUGGCGCUCCUGUGCCUGUUCGCCUUCGUCUGGCAGCUGGCGUGGGGCAUGAUCCCGUGGGUGUACCCGUCCGAGCUGUUCACCAUGGCGGAGAGGGGCAGGGCCACGUCCCUGGCGGUGUUCGUCCAGUACGCCGCCAAUGCGGUGCUCACGGUCGUGGUUCCCGAGCUGCUCGACGCGCUCGGCUUCGCGGGGACGGUCUGGUUCUUCGCGGCCUUCAACGCGCUGAACCUGGUCGUCAUCGCCGCGUGCAUCAAGGAGACGAAGGGCGUCCCGCUGGAGGAGGUGCCCGGCCUCUUCGCCGCCCCGGGCGCGGGCGCCAAGCCCGCCCGCCCCGCGGGCGCGCCGCGCGCGGGCGCCUCCCCGGCGGCGGGCGCGCGGGUGAGCGUCUGAGCGGGCCUGCUAUACCGGAGGCCUCGAGGCGAGGAGCGAGAGCGCCCAGUGUGUCAGGUAGUAGGUUUCAAGGCGCGCCCCAACAGUGGGCUGCGCACCGCAGCGGCGGCGGCGGCCCGGUCUCCGCACGGGAGGCGGCCGGUGCAGAGCUGGCGCCAGGUUUCAAGGCGCGCCCCGCCAGUACAGUUUUUGGGCCUUCGUGCUGUGCACCGCAGCGGCGGUGGCACGGCGGCAGCCGGCUUCCGCACAGGAGGCGGCCGAGCUGUCGCCGCACACUGAAGCCCUCGCAAUGAGGGCCUCUCGAUCUUACAAGAAAGGGAUCCCCGUUUGUCCCAGUGGCGCUGCGCGGGCCACGCGCCACAAACAUACUGUUCACACUAUCUGAUCCUUCUCCUUCUUCUCUUGUAUUGAUUCGUUGGCCGUUCGUUUUCGGGCAAUUUCCAAUGUCCUCCCCCCUCUUGGUUUCCAGAUAUCCA
This is a messenger RNA of Prorocentrum cordatum, 2076 nucleotides long. The record is from the annotation of a GenBank genome assembly. NCBI's taxonomy places the organism in Eukaryota, Dinophyceae, Prorocentrales, Prorocentraceae.